AUGUCAAUGCGAUCUUAUAUAUUGGGUAAGCCCAGCCGGUUGGGAUCGUUAUUACCAAAAGUUGGUUUUAGACAACAGUCGCAUACCCCCCCACAAGUACCGAAAUCACAUUUCCAGGACCUUGAUAACCAUCCACUUCCGUAUGCUUUCAAAAUGCCACGCCAGGGGCCACAGAAUAUUACUUAUAAUUCAGCGGUAGCAAAAGAGCUCUCUAUUGGAGAACUAUUCACAGAUAAAUCGACACGAAAAUCCACCUUCCGUAUCCUAGCUAUAGUUACAUUGCUUCAAGUCGUGCUAUUCUACGUAUCUUCGAAAUCGUUGCUAGAUGAGUUGGACGACACCGACGAGAAACUGAUGGAGCUAUGGGGAUUCUAUGAACGACGGGAUAUAUCACAAACAGUCAUGGCCGUUCAUAUAGGCCAACUAAAACAACAGCUAUUGGCUGCCGGUUUAAAACCAGUAACACCAUCCCAGGCACUAUUGGUAUCACAGCAUUUGCUCAGUUUUGCCAGAGAUCAGGAAACAGGAAACCUACUGAUAUAUGUUGACCCUAAUUCGUCCAUCUACAAUUUGGUUCCUUUCAGUUAUGAAUACGAUAUUCAAAAGAUUCCAAAACUCGACACCGUAGUUGAGAAAACAUGGAACGAUUAUAAUCAGGAGAAUAAAGGAUCCAGAGAGAUAUCAAAAUAG
Pichia kudriavzevii is the source of this 690-nucleotide messenger RNA. RefSeq lists its product as uncharacterized. The coding region runs from base 1 to 690 and encodes 229 amino acids. The record is from RefSeq and is a predicted model, not a curated record. The transcript has a single exon. NCBI's taxonomy places the organism in Eukaryota, Fungi, Ascomycota, Pichiomycetes, Pichiales, Pichiaceae.